This is a messenger RNA of Pocillopora meandrina, 3622 nucleotides long. Lineage: Eukaryota; Metazoa; Cnidaria; Anthozoa; Scleractinia; Pocilloporidae. The record is from the annotation of a GenBank genome assembly.
AUGCAUGGCGUCGAAAUCAGUGUGGCAAGAACGAAAAGUGGCAUGCGAGGCGCAGCUGAGUGUAUUAGGACCAACAUUACAAUGACAAAAAAAGCUCGUGUUUUAGAACGACUAGAACCAUAAAAUGACCCAUCUUCGAGACAGUUUGGUUACUGUCUGAUGAAAAGCAAAUGCGUUCAAUGAUCUUCAAAAGUCUUUUCAUCACGAAGAAUACUCAGUAGUAGUCGCGCUCACAAAACAAAGAAAGCUCACGAAAAACCAUAAUGCUUUGGGUCCUUCGUGAGCUUUUUUUAGGCUGAAUAUCCUUAUCUUUAUUUUCUUGAAUCAAAAGUCAGUGUAACAGCAGGAAAAUCACGAUUUGCCUAAUCAAUUUAGCCUACGGUGGUUUAUCAAUUCAAGGUAUAAAUUUUCGGAAAUUCCUUUUCCUUAGUUUUUCCAAGAUCUUAUCAUGUAUGCGGCACAACCAGCAUUGCAUUCACCACAGCGAAUGUUUCACUCACCACUACUCAAGCUCCUGCAACACAAAGUAUUUCAGCAGGUAUGGAACAAAUCUUUUCAUUAAUCUUCCUCUGAAUCAACAGCCCAAAGCUAUAGUCUCACUGUGUAACAGUCAUUUACCGAUUCAACCCACAUCUAUUUUAUCGGCGACAAGUGCAUGACUAGUCCAAGAGAAUAGUGCCCUUUCUAUGCAGUCAUCACAAUUUAGCCUCUCUGCAUUCACAAAUGCAUAUGAGUAAAAAAGUAAAGACCUUUCCUGUCAUGCAAGACUGUGUCACCCCGGUUUAAGACAAACAAAGGACCAAAAGACGAUAACGCAGUUACAAAUACAUUUUGUCAUUAGAUUAUACAUAAUGCAGACAACAAAGUAGAUAUACUCUUGAAAACAACGCAAAAAACCGAGCGUUACUUUCGCAUCAUAAAGUUGUCAUUUCCGUUGAUUUGUAAAUACUAGCUAAGAUAAUAAGGUUUUCCUAUCAUGUUAAGUCCAAUCUCUUCAUUUCAUUCUGUCUUUCGCAGCUUUAAAAGUGUUCCUUUCGGAGACUGCUUCAAUUUCCAAAAGCUCAACUCAAAGCCAUGUUCAGAACGCAACUGUAUUCUCAAGCCUCUCUGCUUUAAUCUUCCCAAGUUUGUCCAGUUUGUCGAUCACUGGAUCGCUGAGUACCACACGGAAAAGGAGUCCAACUCUAUCGCCACUAACUUCAUCAACGAGUAAGCGUGCAGUUGUCUCUUCGCCUGUCAGUAAGAAGAUUUCAGCGUCAAAGAGUAAGUUCAUAAUGUUUUUCUUCCUGUCAGUGAAAUUAAUGAGAUUAAUAUAGUGAGUCAAUAUCAAAAAAAGAGCCGAUUGAUUGUGUAUGUGUGUUCCUUUGGCCUUCCACGCUUUCUUUGUGGUAUCGUUCAUUAUUUUCAUUCCAAAUAACGCCUUUAUGCUCUUAAAUGACAUUGUUCUGAUGAAUCUAAUUAUCCACUCUAGCUGUUACGAGCUCCGCGAUGUCUGCGUCAAUCGGUAAGUUGCAUUCAUUCAUUGAUUUUCUUCUUUUCAAAUUUAGGGGAUCACAAUCUUGUUUCCUUCAGUAAAUAAGUUACGCAAACCUAGUUUAGGCUAUGGCCUCGGAUGGAACUUAAGACCUUUCUCACACUUUUUCCCAAAACUGAGACCUACCGGCCUGUGAAUAACAUAUGUAUAUAUAUAUAUAUAUAUAUAUAUAUAUAUAUAUAUAUAUAUAUAUAGAUAGAUAGAUAGAUAGAUAGAUAGCUAUACGAGAGACUUGUAGCCUAAAGGAUCAGUUGUUUCAUGGAAUACAAAACAAAUCGAUGAAUGAUAAAGUUCCUUUUGUUUUUAAUCCAAUCAUUCAAAUUUACCAAAAAUGUAGGUUUGAAGGAAAACAGGACCGUCACAGUUACCGGGUCACCACCAACAGGACCGGUUGAAACAAGCAACAAUGAUUGGAAAUGGGCUUUGAUUGGUGUCUGUUGUUUGGUGGUCAUUGUCACAGUUGCUGGGAUUGUAUAUUGGUAAGAUAUCGUCUGUAUCUAUCUAAUCGAUUCAUUCAUCUAAUUAUUUCUUAGAAAAAAGAAAUUCUGACUUCUUUUUCUAUAAUAAACUGUAAUUAACUUAUCAUACUUCGUUUCUUUUUUGGAGUUUGAUCAGUUACUUAGUUAAGACCAUUUCGCUACUGAUUGCACAAAUACAGUAGGAAACAAAAGUCAUCGUAAAUUUGCCUUUCUCCCUAAUCAUGUAGUUUAUUUAGCCCAGUCGAUGGUACCUGGUCUUAAUUUUUUUUUCAGACUUUCCACUGCAAAUACGUUAAUUCUAAUUAAUCGAUGAAGUAGAUCACCUCUUUUUAAAUUUGUUUAGAACGUUCACGUUGACCCCGAAUAUUAACUAAGAAAAACACCCGGGAAACAGCAAAUGCUUCUCGUCUUUAGCGAAAGAUUUGUCACCCUGAAAGCGAAUGAGCUUUUGUGAUGUACUCAACAAAUUAAAAAUGAACACCCGCCAAAACAAAAUCCACCAGAUGCGUUCAGUUGCAUAGCAAUAUGAUGUGUUGUUUGCAUUUCUCUUAACUUUAGGAGAAAUAAAAAGUCCCACGCGAAACUAUCGUCACAAGAUACAAACUCUCAAGUAGGAGUGGUUAUGAAAAGUCACCGUCUGCAGUCAGACGAGGAACAUGAAAAUGGCUCAGAGAACGAAAGUAAAUUGGAGUCUGUUUAGUUUAAUUAUCCGCUAAAAUAGGGUAAACUAAGAGGUACUCUUGUCUUAAAACCGAUUUAAUCCUCCUAAUCUGAAGCUAAAGGUGGUGAAAGGUUGGAAAGACGAUCACUGUAUAGGUAAACAAAGAAAGGAUAAAUUCAGCCUCUCCUGAACACCACUAAUAAGGUCUUAAUGAAGGGGUGGCUCUCAUGGCUAACGAUUAAAGUUUUGGUCAAUUAAUGGUUAACAGUUAAUAUCUUUCCAUUGUGUCACCAGAAAAAAAUUUUUAUAAUUAAAUUUUUUGCGACUAACGGUGAGUGAUUUUGCGUCUAAUAAAUGGUUAACAGUUAAUAUCUUUCCAUUGUGUCAACAGAAAAAGAAUUUUAUAAUUAAAUUUUUUGCGACUAACGGUGAAUGAUUUUACGCCUAACAGCUAAAUUUGUUUUGGCCGAUUUACGGCUAACGGUUAACCCCAGUGAGACUCUCCAAUAAGUUUUGGCUGCGAAUCUCACUUAAAAAGCCAUUUAGUAUUCUUCAACACGCGACUUGAACUCUUAAAAAUAUAAAGCUACUGAUGUUAUCGGUUACAUUUAUUUUGGGUGUGAUGUCAUCAGAAUUGAUGUAGCGUUCUGGAGCAUACUUCAUGAUCUUUUUCAUUCUGAUAGGACAUGAUUUGAGCUAAACUAGUACAAAGUUUUAUAAUUCAUUAUAAAAUUAAAGCGAUUCUCAGAAAUCCUUAAAAAUAUCUUCGAAGAAAUUAACAAAUGCCCUCUAAAGACAGCUAGACCUAAUUAAAUCCUUUUGCUGUUUUAUCUCUAAGAAAUAUGUUAAAUGAAAGCGUGUGCUUUAUUCGCUGCGGAAAGAGAGCAAUAUUACAAUUUCAAAUAAAUCAAAAGUAGCGUGAUGUAUUUUAAUUACAUUCUGUCAAGG